AUGGCCAACAGAGGAGGCAGGAGAGAUGUCCUGCAAACACUGGAUGACAGGGAAUUAUUGAGACGCUACAGAUUGGAUUGUGCAGGAAUCAUGUUUGUGGUGGAUCUCCUUAGAGAUGCAAUUACUUCACCAAUUCGACGCCACAAUGCUAUUACACCGGAGAAGAAAGUAAUCACAACCCUGAGGUAUUUGGCAACAGGGAAAAUGCAACAAUGCAGCAGUGAUGACUUGGGUCUGUCCCGAACCUCCGUCAGCAGAGUCAUCACCGAAACACUGACAGCUUUGUCACAAGCUAAUAUUGUGACACAAUUUGUUUCAUUCCCGCUGGAUGCCCGCACUUUACACACACAUAAAAGGGCAUUUUUGGACAUUGCAGGAUUCCCUGGCGUUGUGGGUGUAAUUGAUGGAACACAUGUGAGAAUAAUUGCGCCAUCAGAGGACGAGGCUGUCUUUGUUAACAGGAAGAAUUUCCACAGCAUCAAUGUGCAAAUAGUGUUCAAUGCGGCCUGUAAGAUUUUGGACAUUGUGGCUAAAUGGCCAGGCUCCACACAUGAUGCGAGAAUGCUCUCCGAGAGUGGCAUCAGACAGCUUUUUGAGAGACGCUAUGUGCCAGCUAAUUGCCACUUGUUAGGGGACAGUGCCUACCCAUGCAAACCAUGGCUCCUUACACCUUACCUCCAGCUACACCAAGGGCCCCAACUAAACUAUAACAGGGCCCACAAGACAACAAGAGUGGUGGUGGAGUGUGGCAUAGGCCAGCUUAAGAGGCGCUUUCAUGUUCUCCACGGAGAGGUGCGGCUGAGGCCUGAAAAAGUUAGCAAAGUCAUCAUAGCCUGUGCAAUAUUACACAAUAUUUGCAAGGUUAGACAGAUUGCAGAACCUCUGGAGGAUGGCGAUGAGGAUGAAGAUAACGAUGAGGAUGGUGGUGAAGAAGAUAUUCACAUUCCACAGGGGAACCUAGCCCAGAGUGGACUGCCUUACAGGGCAAACUUCACAAAUUUACAUUACAGGCAAGCUGUAGCCCCAUGUCAUUUGAGAACUUGUGAUGGGAUGCUGACGGAGCAGGUGCUGCGGAUGGGAAUGGUGUUUGAUCCGCCAGGCUAUCCUGAGUAG
This is a messenger RNA of Rhinichthys klamathensis goyatoka, 1113 nucleotides long. Its product is annotated as putative nuclease HARBI1. Bases 1 to 1113 code for a protein of 370 amino acids. Lineage: Eukaryota; Metazoa; Chordata; Actinopteri; Cypriniformes; Leuciscidae. The record is from RefSeq and is a predicted model, not a curated record. The transcript has 3 exons.